Eurypyga helias (sunbittern) is the source of this 342-nucleotide messenger RNA. RefSeq names its product HEAT repeat-containing protein 5A-like. Lineage: Eukaryota; Metazoa; Chordata; Aves; Eurypygiformes; Eurypygidae. The coding region runs from base 1 to 342 and encodes 113 amino acids. The record is from RefSeq and is a predicted model, not a curated record. Gene Ontology annotation, biological process: intracellular protein localization; retrograde transport, endosome to Golgi; endocytosis. Gene Ontology annotation, cellular component: Golgi apparatus; endocytic vesicle; membrane. The transcript is spliced from 2 exons.
AUGGAGUUAGCUCACAGUUUACUGCUUAAUGAAGCAGCAUAUAGCCAGCUUGGUGAAUUUCAAAAAGCAGAGUUCAUUUUUGAGUGGUUACAGUUUUUGGAAAAACUUUUACCAGUGACUAGCAGAGCUGAUAUAAGAGAAAACCAGAAGAAACUGGUAGAACAAUUGACUUCUUUAUUAAACAGUUCGCCAGGACCUCCUACUAGACGGCUUGUUGCCAAGAAUUUAGCUGUACUUUAUAGCACUGGAGACACUUUUUCUGUUUACCAAACAAUUGACAAGUGCAAUGAACUCAUUCGGAGUAAAGAUGAUUCACCAAGUUAUCUGCCUACAAAGCUGUAA